AUGGCAUCAGGUGAUCAUCACGAUAAACAUAAACAUCAUUCAGAACCAGAUUCGGAUGAUGAAAAUACUUCAGGACUUGGUUAUAAGGCACCACAAAAGAUCGAUAUUGGUUCCAUUGUGGCAAAAGAUGAAGAUGAUGAAUCAUUAGCACGUUAUAAAAAACUUCUAUUAGGAAAUACAAGUGAUGGUAAACAAAUACAAAAUAUAAUAAUCGAACCCGAAGAUUCACGCAUUGUACUACCAUUACGCAUAACACUGUUAUUUGAAAAUCAUAAGCCAGAUGUAUCAUUGGACUUGAAAGGCUCGAUAGAACAUCUACGUGAUACACAUGUAAAACGUACAAUAACAGUUAAAGAAGGUGAACACUAUCGAACGCAAUUAGAAUAUUAUGUACAACGAGAUAUAGUUACUGGAUUAAAAUUAAUCAAUAAAGUAUUGAAAGCACGAACAAUAACAGUUGAUAAAUCAAAAUACAUGAUUGGUUCACGUGCACCAAGUACAGAAAUACAAAGCUAUGUUAGCGAUGUUGAACAAGCACCGACGGGCCUUCUAUCACGCGGUACAUUUCUAGUUAAAUCAAAAUUAACGGAUGACGACAAAAAUGUAUACGCUGAAUGGGAAUGGAAUCUUGUUAUUGCAAAAGAUUGGCAAUAG
Messenger RNA from Rotaria socialis, 654 nucleotides. The record is from the annotation of a GenBank genome assembly. Lineage: Eukaryota; Metazoa; Rotifera; Eurotatoria; Philodinida; Philodinidae.